AUGGCACAAAGUAUGGCUUCAAUGGUAUUGCCCGCGCCGCCUUCUUGGUACCCGGGCCACAUGCGCCAGUUCAUGCGUAAUCUACCCGCCUAUCUCAGUCGUACAGACGUCGUACUCGAGCUGCGCGAUGCCCGCUUACCUUUGACGAGUAUCAACUCGACGUUCGAGGGUGGGUGUGUGAUUUUUACUUCCGUGCCUAACGUUUUUAUUUCCCGACCUUCGUUUCGCGAAAUUUUUUCGAUGCCGUUUGGAUAUCCGUCUAUUCAAAAAGCCGAUUUCCAGAAGCAAAUACGUGUUCGUCAAUCAGGCGUCAUCAGGCCCCUGGAUACGCUGUUGAACAAACAAACAGACUGCGCUGAUGCAGUGGAUUUGCAGCGCCGAAGAGCGAUGCUUUGUUUGUCAUUGAUCAUAUUGGCUCUGUCUGAGCGCAGUUCUUUGCCGACCGGCCAAGCUUACGCAAAGCCCCUUUCUUGCCCUUCCAUUACGAGUAACCGCUUUGAUUGCGUUCUCCGAAAAUGGAGGCAUGAGCGUCAGAAGCUUGCACAGGCGUUUUCUAAUUCGAGUAACCAGCCGUUGAGUGGAGCUGGUCCCUCAUUGCGUGGACAUUCGUCGCUCGUUUGUGAGCAUAUAGUCGUCAUGAAUAAGCGUGACCUAGUCCCGGAGUGGGGAAUUGAGCCAUACCAACGAGCAAUGGUAUCUAGAUUCCCCGACCAGCAGACUAUAUUCGCAUCAUGGAAUCGGCCUCGGGACGUCAAAAGUCUGCACGAGACACUCGUGAGCAUAGCUCGUGAGAACGCGCAUGUGUCUAACGAGUUGAACGUCCUUGUUGUCGGGAUGCCGAAUGUUGGGAAAUCGACAUUACUCAACGCCCUUCGGAAUGAGGGAAUGCCGGGACCAACACCCAAAGCACUUCGUACAUCCGCGUUCCCUGGACUAACAAAAGCGUUAUCAACGCGUCUCAAACUAUCUCAAGACCCGCUCGUCUAUUCUUUCGACUCGCCCGGGGUGAUGCUCCCCUUUCUCGGGAAGGGUGAACUCGGUGCGGAGAGGGGAAUCAAGCUUGCUCUUAUUGCUGGGAUUAGGCAAGGUCUUUAUCCCGACGAGACGUUGGCAGAGUACUUGCUUUAUCGGCUUAAUUUAUUGAACCCUGAAGAACCUGCAUACCUUUCUGUGCUUCCCCCAGGCACAUCACCGACAAAUGACGUAUACUACUUUCUCGAUUUACUAGCGCAACGCCUACGCAUGCUGAAGCGAGGUGGGGACCGUGAUACCGCGCGCGCGGCGGAAUGGUUCGUGCGAUGGUGGCGAGAAGAGGGUUGUGCGUUAUCUGCAAACGCUCCGUUUUUACCGUCGACGAGUUCUGUCGGUUCUGACGCGGGGAUAGAACCAUCCGGUGCACCUGCAGACUCAGACUCAGAUGCAGGUUCGCUAUUACAUGGGAAUAUUACGUCGACAUCGAAGGCGCGACGUGGAGGAUGGGGCUUCGACUUCCAAUGGGAGAUAAACGACGCAGAUUUGAGCUGGAGCCCUGACUCAAACUGGAGCAACGUGCAAUCCGACGAGAAUACCAAGUGUAUAGUCCAGCGAGAAAUGGGACGUGUGAUUGAUGAGUUCGUACGACGUACGGAAGAGGAAGAAAGGGAUGGAGGGUCCGUCUCAGCUACCCAGUUGAAGAAACUCAAGAAGGAGGAACGAACUGCGAAGAGGGAGAGGCGGGUGAGGGAUAUGCUAGCUAGACGACGGUCUGGGUAG
Molecule: messenger RNA, 1752 nt
Organism: Fomitiporia mediterranea MF3/22
Lineage: Eukaryota; Fungi; Basidiomycota; Agaricomycetes; Hymenochaetales; Hymenochaetaceae
Exons: 7
Coding region: 1-1752 (583 amino acids)
Cellular component (GO): mitochondrion
Molecular function (GO): GTPase activity; GTP binding
Source: RefSeq, a predicted model, not a curated record